Messenger RNA from Corticium candelabrum, 1167 nucleotides. RefSeq lists its product as uncharacterized. The transcript has a single exon. The record is from RefSeq and is a predicted model, not a curated record. Bases 91 to 570 code for a protein of 159 amino acids. NCBI's taxonomy places the organism in Eukaryota, Metazoa, Porifera, Homoscleromorpha, Homosclerophorida, Plakinidae.
UACCGAAUGAUUUUAAAAUCCGAACAACGUUCGAAAGUGGGUGGGUGGGUCAGAAGGCUGUUCGAAUUAGAAAUCAUUUGAUCACUGCGCAUGCGCAGAUUUCUUUAUUGUCCAGUGGUGAUGAAAAAGCAGCUGACUCUCUUUGGUGUACGGAAGAGGAAGAGAGAGCCUUUCUUCCAACGCAGUGCAGAUGACAGUGAUUACACACGAGUGAUCGAAACUCUGUGGCAGCAAGAUGCUGGACAGCGCACUCGCAAGGACUUCUUCAAGUGGGCGCAAGGCCAAUGGCGUGACAAGUACUCGAAGGACAGGAAGGCAAGAGAUGAUGUGAUAGCCAAGAGCGUUGGAGUCCAACAGGGAAUGGACAAUGCGGACGAGAAGGCGGCGACGACUGGUUACUUCCGGCGAUUGGAUGAACCGGAACCGAAGCGUUCACACCUAUCUUGUCAUGGCCGUCAUGACCAGGUUAGUAUGGUCGCUUCGGUAUCCACAGAUGGCGACGACAUAGAGGUAGCUAGUGGAGGGCCCGAAGCAGAGUUCUUGAAUGCUAUUGGCAUGGGGGUUGUUUGAUGACACCUCGGCCAAGCAACAAUCAUGAGGGUCAUUACUGUACUUUCCUCGAAGCUGCACUGAUGGAGGAUAUGGGUUGCAAGCCCCUCCAACUAGAUUAUGGUUUGCCGUCUCUUCUAGGAAAGGUCAACCAUGUCUGUGAACUUUGCAAUCGGUAUGUUUUCCAAUCUGAGGCAGAUAGGACACGCCACUUGCAAAGGAUUCAUAACCGUUCAAAGAGAAAAGAGGCUGUCCAGGCACACACAGAACAGCAGGCUGCACCUAAACCCUCUCACAAUUGUACAUACACUGGCUGUGGCCACAUAUUCAGCACCCAGUACCAACUACAACGCCACAAACAAGAGACAGGGCACAAGUGCAGGGCUGGAAGAAAGAAGAAGGGAACAUGCUGACUCUAUAGUCUAUUAAACUGUUUAGUAGAGUACACGAUGUGAUUUUGUUCGAUAAAUAGAAGUGGGUACAGCGUAUAAUAGCUGCGAGGAGAAAUUGUUUCAUGACUAUGGACAGCUGUUAGGAUUAGGUAGGUGGGUGGGUGGGUAAGAAGAAAUUCUAACGUUGUUCGGAUUUUAAAAUCAUUCGGUAACUACGGACGGCCCC